AUGGAACUGACCACUCCGCCAAACAAGCAUAUCCGCAUUCUAGAAGUCGAGGUAUCAUCCCCCAUCACCUCUGGUCAGUCGUAUUACUUCAAAGUAGGCGAAAUCCCCGUACGUGCAGCCUGGAUGAGAAGAGACUUCAACAACGGCACCAAGACGUCCAAGUACACUGCAGUACUGUUCGCUCUCGUCGAUGCGGAAGCCCCUAGUGAACUAGAAGUCCGCGGACCUUAUGUCAUACCACUCACCCCUGCGAUCGCUACAGACCAAACUCUCGAUAUCAUCACCAUGGAUAGCGGUGUGGUAGAAGCCUACCAGAUUCUUGCAUGGCGGGGUGAGCUUACCAAACACAAGGAGAGUACGUCGCUCUUGUGGUUGAAUGAGAGCCUGGACGUGUUGAGGGCCUCAUUCGCCCACGCUGGCUUCGGUAGUCAUGCCGGCAUGCAGAUAAUCUGCUAUGGCAGAAGUUACCAGUAUUUCCGCGACAAUGAGAAAAUCAGAGUGACACACGACCUCGCACCCGUAAACGGAAAUCUACCGAAACGGAAGGGCGACCAGGGUCUUGCCGAUGCCUUGGAUGAGGCCAUGCGUUCCGGUAUCAUAAGAUUGUCUGCUGAAUCGAACAUCGAAGACGUGCUCCGGGAGUCUUACGCAGCGGUUGGAGAAAACCUGAGAUCCUUCGGCCUGCGUCCCAAGCGGCUCGACUUUGACGGGAAGCCCAUCGAAAGUCUUGACGUAUGA
Molecule: messenger RNA, 738 nt
Organism: Colletotrichum abscissum
Lineage: Eukaryota; Fungi; Ascomycota; Sordariomycetes; Glomerellales; Glomerellaceae
Exons: 2
Coding region: 1-738 (245 amino acids)
Source: RefSeq, a predicted model, not a curated record